Bipolaris sorokiniana ND90Pr is the source of this 1603-nucleotide messenger RNA. RefSeq lists its product as uncharacterized. Lineage: Eukaryota; Fungi; Ascomycota; Dothideomycetes; Pleosporales; Pleosporaceae. The coding region runs from base 1 to 1593 and encodes 530 amino acids. The record is from RefSeq and is a predicted model, not a curated record. The transcript has 2 exons.
AUGAAGUCGCUUUGUGAUCUGCCAAAUGAAAUAUUGUUACAAGUCUUCUCAUGCGUAGAUCUGCAUCGCGAGGCACGUAUUCUGGGCUACAUACCUGAUGAGCCCUUGCCUUCUUGCCCAGAUUAUCAAGUGCUUAAAGAUUUUCGCCUCCACAACUCCUGGCUGCUAAACAUCGCUUUGACAUGCAAACGAUUUGCAGCUUUAAUUCCAGAGGCAGUAUUACAUGUGAUCGUACUGGAAGCCGUUGCACCAUUUGUGCAGCCUGAGCGCCCUCAACUUUGUUGGUCAGCUCCAUUCGCUCUCCUUCUUCAAUUGAAGGCGAAGCCGGAUCUCAUUCGGCACAUCAAACAACUUCGUAUCCAUCUUCCAUAUACCGAUGAGCACGACAGGUAUCGUUGCGACAAUAAGGGAAUGGCCCCAAUGCUAGCUUCACUGUGUAUACCCUCUGCUUGGAAGAUCAAGCUUUUCCACGACAUGACAACUAGCUUUGGACGAGGAUCAUUUAAUGUCCUAUUGGCAUUAGUAGUGUUGGAUGUAUUGUGCGUCUCCGAACCAACCGACGAACCAAAACUCGAAUGGGCAGAACAGCUCUCAGUCUCGCCCUUCACUCCCCCAAUUAUCCGCUCGCUGAGAUACCUUAAGAUUGAAAGUGUACUACCUCCCGCCAUUCAACCAGUGGAGGUCUUUCAAAAGCUGAAUACCGUUGAUUUGAGCAUCGCACUUUGCGGCCAGUCACCGUUGGAUAUUGUAUCAGCCUCAGAAAAAUACCUUGCGAAUACCGCGGUGAAAAAAAUAAAGCAUCUGCAUCUUAAUUUCGAAGUCAGAACAAUCGGAAUGUGGAAUAGUGCGAGGCGAACCUGUAUGUCGAAUGUGGUGAAAGGCUUCCAGAAUCUGGAGAGUCUCAUAUACUAUGCCGAAGCGUCGGUAGCGAAGAAUCCUUAUCGUAGUGUUCGCAGUUUCCCCGAUUAUCAAGCGAACAUCCAAAUAUAUCCUGAUGUUUCAUCGUCUCCAGAAUUGGUCGAAGGUUACUGGGACCAAGCGAUCUACGAGGCACGCACAACUGUCACCGACUACCAAUGCCUUGUGGACAACCUCGUGCACCUACGCCCGUCUCUGAAACACUUGCAACUUCCAGGCGGCUUUUGGACGCUACCUGGAGCGGCUCGCAAGCCGAUUCCGCGUUUCGAUCAGUUCACACAGCUUCGAAAAUUGAUUGUGCCUCAAGCAGCCCUUGUCUCCAUUAAACUGGAUAACAUGCGGGUUGACACCGUCUCCCAAGGCGACUUUGAGCUCUCUGCUUCGCUGGUAUUACCAGUGUCACUACAGCAUCUCAUGAUUUUCGAUCUCAAUGAGACGUUCUUGGACAGCAAAUGGCUACAGGGAUUAUUCAGCGAGCAGAAGAGCCACUCCCGGUGGCCGGAGUUCCGAACCUUGGAGCUAUUGAUGGGACCGACGUUCUCCGAUGAAGUGCUGGAAGCGCUUCUGGCAAGGCGAGUCAGUGCGGCGUUCUGGGUGAUGGUUGAUGAGGCCGGGUUCGAUGUCGUUGUUGGGAGGGACGCCUUGGAUCCUUCGUUACUUCCAGACUUAAGGUAGGAAGGAGUAC